GAGAGCAGCUGUGUUUAGAAAGUGAGAAAGGUUUUGUGUUUUUUGACAGUUGAAGAAAAAAAAAAUCUCCAGUUAUUUCAUGUGGGUGAGUUACUGAGUCAUGGGCGAGUCAAGCGACUCAGUUUCCAUUGACAUUGAUGUUAUUCCUUUAGGAGGGAAGGAAUUUGUGGUGAAAACAAGCAAAGGUUCAAUCUCUGUUUUUGUUUGUGGGGAUCAAGAAAAACCAGCUUUAAUCACGUACUCAGAUGUUGCUCUCAACUACAUGUCUUGUUUCCAAGGUCUGUUGUUCUGCCAGGAUGCAGCUUCUUUGCUGCUUCAUAACUUUUGCAUUUACCAUAUUGAUGCCCCUGGUCAUGAGUUAGGAGCUAAUGUAAUUUCUUCAGAUGAUCCACUUCUUAGCGUGGAUGACUUAGCUGACCAGGUUGUGGAAGUGCUUGACUUCUUUGGGUUGAAAGAGGUUAUGUGCUUUGGUGUAACUGCUGGUGCUUACAUCCUUACUCUCUUUGCAAUGAAGUACAGAGAACGUGUGCUUGGAUUAAUUCUCGUAUCCCCUAUAUGCAAAGCGCCUUCAUGGGCUGAAUGGCUUUACAACAAGGUAUUGAUGAACCUGUUGUACUUCUAUGGUAUGUGUGGCGUAUUGAAGGAAUGCCUCCUCCAGCGCUAUUUCAGCAAGGAGCUUAGAUGUGGUAUGCAUGGUGCAGAGUCAGACAUAAUACAAGCUUGCCGAAGGUUAUUGGAUGAGAGACAGAGUUUGAAUGUCAUGCGUUUCCUUCAUGCCAUUAAUGAGAGGCAUGACCUUACAGAAGGCUUCAAAAAAUUACAAUGCAAGACGCUUAUUUUUGUUGGUGAUAGUAGUCCAUUUCAUGCUGAAUCCUUGUAUAUGAGUACCAAAAUGGAUAGGAAAGGCUGUGCGCUUGUUGAGGUUCAAGCAUGUGGCUCAUUGGUAACAGAAGAGCAUCCAUACGCAAUGGUGGUUCCGAUCGAGCUGUUCCUGAUGGGAUUCGGCUUCUAUCGUCAACAACAUUUUGCUUCCUCAUCAAGUAAUGGUUCAAACCCUGCUAGCCCAUCAAACCGGACAUGCAUUGCGCCGGAACUUCUUUCUCCAGAGAGUCUGGGGAUUAAACUCAAACCCAUCAAAACCAGGGCAGAUAUUGCUAUUUCACAAUAGUGAGAAGAUAUUCUUCUUCUAGCCAUUUUGUUGCAACACAGAGAGGGGAUCGCAAUCUCAACCUUGCACAUAACAUAUAUAAAUAAUAUAUAGCCUAUGAUAGUUGUAUAAAUAAUUCUUUAAUUACAGGAUAGUAGGGCUGAGUAGCAAAUUCAUUAAUUUAUAUUAUUGUUUGGGAUAGCUUCAGAUUUUUGACAAAAUUAAUUUGUUUUUAGAGUUUUGAUUGUAGGUAGAAAAAUUGUUUAGGAGAGUAUUCUUUGUGGGAAGACCCCAUCUUGUUCCACUGCUGUGAAUCUUAUUUAAUUUGUUGUUGUGCACAUUUAUAUUUCUACUUUUGUAUGUAAUAAUUCUCUAGCAAAAUAUCUACGGUGAUGAGUUGACAUUGUUA
Humulus lupulus (European hop) is the source of this 1556-nucleotide messenger RNA. RefSeq names its product protein NDL1-like. The record is from RefSeq and is a predicted model, not a curated record. The coding region runs from base 101 to 1168 and encodes 355 amino acids. The transcript has 11 exons. NCBI's taxonomy places the organism in Eukaryota, Viridiplantae, Streptophyta, Magnoliopsida, Rosales, Cannabaceae.